AGGCCAAUCAUGGGAUGUCAACCUGUGUGACGCUGUCAUGUCGCCAAGAUGGCGAUCAAAACGAAAACAUUCACUCUGUGCGGUCUUAUGUGCACGAUCGCAUGUCUGGUGUCAGUCAUUGUUUCCUUCGCAUCAGACAGAUGGGUCGUCUCCACGGAAAAAGAGGUGUCUGGUUUUCAGAACCUUGGCCUGUGGUCAGCCUGCUUUUCGCGCUACAGGCCCCCCGCUUGGGCUCUUGUGGAUAAAUUUUAUGAUGGAUGUUGGUGGCUGCUCGAUAGAGAAAUGGACGACUUGAGAGUUUUCCUUACACCAGGAUGGUUUGUAGGCACUCAGAUUCUGGUGGCUAUAGCACUCACUCUGCAGCUGUUGACAGUUAUCCUCCUGAUAGUCAAUGCUAUCAACUGUUUCCCAUACCAUCGUCUCAAGGAGAUGAUAACACGAGGCAUAUCACUAUCAGCAGCCAUUAUGCAUGGGCUCACAGCUAUUCUUCUCUCUGUGGCAGUCAUCAUGUUUGGGUCAAGAGCAGAUAACUCUAGAACGUGGCUGGAAAAACCUGAUCAGAAUUACUUGUCCUGGUCCUUUGGGAUUUGUGUGUUGGCAGAUUUUCUUGCAAUCAUUGCAAUGAUGUUUCAGUUCCUUGAAUUUUUCCGCCUUCGACAAAUGCAUGGCAAAGGAGGUGAAGGUCCUGUAGUCCUUUUGACUAACCAGCCUCCUCCACCCAGCAACUAUGCCUACAGCCGCAACCCUCAAGUACAAAGCAGCAACCCUAGUUUUAAACAGCCUGCUUAUGCAGACAGAUAUUCCACUAAGGGGUCUCAGUCCUCACUCAAUGCUAGACCACCAACAACUCCCUUCGCUGUCAGUGGUGCUGGAGAAGUCUACAUUAAUGGUCUUGCUGACUUUGAUGAAAACCGACCCCAGCGGGUCACUUCCAGACCCCCACCUUACCAAGAAAAAAGACCUGCAGAUACUCUAGAUUCACGGCGUGUGAAUUACAACAAUUCUUUUAAAUCAGCAGUCAAAACAGAGCAAAAUGAUUAUGAAGAUUCAAAGAAAGUCAAUCAUCCUGUUUUACCAGAGUAUAAGCCAAAAGCUAAAGAUGACGUCAAAAAGAAACCACCUAGUACUACAUCAGAAAGCUCUGAUGAAGAUAGUGAUGCUCGCUCUGUUGAGAAACUGAAAAAUGAAAAGUCUCAAACCAAAACAUCAUCAAAAACUAAAACGAGAUCUAGCUCCGAAAAGCAAAGAAAGGGCAAAAACUCUGAUGAUAAUAAAAAAUCUGAAUCUCGCAGUUCCAAGCGACGCUCAGAUUCGAAGAAACGAAACAAUAAAGAUGAGGAUUCUGAUGACAGCAGAAGUCGGAGUAAAAGACGGUCUAGUUCCAAAAAGGGAAGCUCGUCUGGUUCUAAAAGACGAACUUCUCAUUCCAGGGAUCGAAGUCAUUCCAGAGGUCGCAGCCACUCUCGAGAUCGCAGUCAUUCCAGAGACCGUAGCAGGUCAAAGGAUUUAAAUUCCUCCGACUCUGACACUGGUUCAGUUCAUAGCAGGUCCAGAAAGAGACGUGAAAAAAACAGCACGCUAUCUCGAAAAGAUACUAACAGGCGAUCAGCAUCCGAAGACAAAUCGCAUAGCAAACAUAAAAGUUCACAUAGGACCAAAUCAAGUGGGAACCGCAGUGACGACAAUAUCUCAGGCUCAGAAUACAGCAGUAAACCUAAAACUAGAUCAAGUGACUCUGUGAAGAAAUCAAGGUCACGUGACUAUUCAGACAAUGAGAGCAUCAAAAGUAAACAAAGCAAAAAGGGAGGGAAUAAACCCAAAGGCACUUACUCAAGUUAUUAUGAAUAUUAAUGUUGUUUUUUUCAUAAUGUUGUAAUAUAGUUUAAAUUUAGAAUACUUAAUUAUUUUUUACGUUUAAAAGCUGUAUUUGCUAUAUGUAUAUAUAAAUACGUUACAUAUCUGUAAAAUAUUAUUGACAAGAGGAUUUACUUAGAGUGCCUUUAGGAUGGAAGGCAUAAAUAUUAAUUUAUUAAGACAACUCCUAAAUGAAAUUUUCUUAGGUCAAGGCCCAGAUCAUACCAACAUAUUAGAAUUUGUUAGAAAUUAAAUGUUUGCAAAGGUUUAUCAUAUUUUUGAUAAGGAAUGUUGUUUUUCUUUUUAAGGAAUUUUUUAAUGUAUAUUUUUUUAAAUAAGGAAUGUUUAUAUGUUUAUGUUUUUUAAAUUUAUGAUAAAAAAUUUGGUUGUUAAAAAGUAAUUUGUUGCCUUCCUCUUGAUAUUACUCACAAUCCCUUGAUGCCAGUAUGACAAGACAAUGACAUGUUGGAAAGAAUUUAUUCUCAAGAAAUUCACAUGUUGUAAAGCUAAUUUUCUUGUCUUGUUCUGAAAUAAAUUGUAUUCAAUAUUUCAUCUAGCUGUACAGAACAGAUAAUGUCAUAAUGUGUAACUGUUUGUGUUAUGACUUUGAGUUUCAUACAUCGAUGAGAGUUUUUUUUUUUGUUGAAGUAUUUAUUAGCAACAUCUUAGUUCAUUUUUUGUAUAUAUACAAUGUCUAUAAACUUAACUCUUUCUCUCUGUAAUUAUUCUCCACGUUCUGACGGAAUUAUUCAUUUUGUUCAUAUAUAUUUCACUACCCUGUUAUGAUUUAACUUUAAUAACUUUUUUGUUUGUUAUCAGAAAAUGUUUUAUUUGGUAUACAAUUAAAGGAGAAUGCACACCCUUUUAGAUAAUUUAAAUUGAUGUUUAUAAAAGUUUAUUUGGCGAAUGGAACUUAGACAUGACUGUGGAUAAUUCUCCCUUAAAACUAUAUCUAGGCAAUGUUUCAUUAUCCAAAUUGAUUAAAAAAUCAUUUUUAUGAUAGUUAUUUAAAUUUUUACAAAACUUUAUAAAUAAUAUAUAUAAAACAUUUAUGUUAAUUGUCAUAAAAGUCCCUAUCCCAUGUCACACCCCUAUAAAAAAAAAAUUAAUAUAGAAAUAUAGAGCCUUUUUUGGCCCCCACUCUUUAAAAACAUCAGGUUGUUUUUUUUUGUAAAAACACAAUGAAAAUUGAUCAUUGAUUAGAUCAUGAUGAUAUUGAUUAGGAGAGAAAGAGUAAAGUGAAACUAUUUAGAAAUUUCAAAUUAGAAAUACAAUUUCUUUUUUCUUUAAAUUCAGCGAUACAAUUCUUGUUACUAACUAACAAGUUAUUCUCUUUACUUCUAAGAAGUAUUGCUAUAAACACCUCAGGAGUUUCUUUUAGUAAUAGUUUAUUUGAUAUGAAAUAAAGUCUGCACAAACCUUUCUAGAAUUAUCUUGAUUUGGUCGUGUCUGAUGUGGUGAGUAAAAUUUGAGACAUUGAACUUUUUUAGUCUUCAUUCUGAGUCGUCUGAAAAUUGUACAACUUGGUCUCCUUAUCACUUUAGCCUUGGCUCUCUUUGGAUGCAUGGUGGCUUGAGGGUUAAAGCCCUUGACUUCCAUACCAAAAUGUCUCCAGGUGAAGACUGGGAUGUUGAACUUAGUAUUUCGUUACCAACUCUAAUGGGUAACUGACAGAAUUUGUUGAAGUAAAGGCUCUUGAGCAUUGUGCUGGCCUCAUGAAAUCCUAUUUAAAUCUCAGCCAUAGAAACAUAAGCAUCUUCUAUUCCCAUAGAUUGAAAGAGAAAACUUUUCUUUUUUGUUAUUUUAGGAUUUUCUUAACAAUGGACAAUGCUCAUCACAUCAUUUGAUAACAGAAUAGUUUUCCUUAUGAAGUGUCAAUUGACUAGACUAAGAAGUAGAUGUAUAUUACUGUCUAUAAAUUAAACUAUUAAUACUAUUAGUGGUGCUAUUGUGUUAUCAUUAGGUUAGAAAAUCUAAAUCGACCACCUGCGGACAAUGGUCAUGCUUGCCCUGGAUGUGGUAAAAGAUGUAGGCCACAGCUGGGGCUGUGCAGCCACGGGAAAUACUGCAUUCCUCACUAACCUUUGGACUCGAAGACAAGCCUUAUUAUUAUUUGGUUAGACUAUGUAGAAUAUUGGUAUGUCUCAACCAGUGUUUCCCUGUGUUCAGUGGAAUACUAAGACCUGAAUAGCGGUUCCAUGAACUACUGAAAUAAUUAGGUAGUAGGCCACAAGGCAAAUUAAUUUCUCUUUACAAAAUAAGCAACGUGUUCUGCUAAAUACUCAAAUGUAUGAAGUGUUCCAUCAAGUAAAAAAAUGGUCUAGACUGUUUACAAUCACUGCAAACUUAAUAAGUGAGAUUUUUUUAAAUUUAAUUUUUUUACAUUGCUUAGUUAUCCAAAGUUUCUAAGUAUAAAUUUUUUCUUUGUGUAUUCUUCUUUCAACCAAUAGUUUAAAGUGAGUUAAGUUCUCACUAUCACCAUAGCUGAAAUGAUUUUUUCUAACAACAUGUCAGGAUUAUAAACUGCUAGUCCUUUGACAGCAAAGGUUGAAAUGGCACUGGAGUCAGUUCAGGAAAUCUUUUUUAUUAUGGUCUUUUUUUGUACAUCUACACUAGCAGAUAAUAACCUUGUUUAUAAUUAUGAUUACUUAUAGUUUUUCUGUUAUUUCCUCCUCAAAAUCUGCUUUGUUGGUAUUGUCAGACAGUGUCUCUAUUAUAAUUAUUAUUGGGUUGUUGUUUUUUUUAUAGCUAUGGAACAAAUAUAAUGAAAUGUGUUUACGAAAGUUUGUAUGACAUAUUAACAGUGUAUUGUUUGAUUGGUAUUUAUGAUUAGAGAGUGAAAUUGUUGUCAAAAAGUUGGUUUUAUUUUUAUUUUUUUAUAAAUGUGUAAAUAUGUUUCUAUUUUUAAAACACAUUUCAACGGUGUAUCUAAAUAAAAAACUAUGCCUCAUCUACAUGUUUUUCAUUUUGUAAGUAAUUUAAAUUUUUUUUUUUUUGCAAGACAGCAAUAAGGUAUGCUUAAACAUAAACUUUUGUCAAAGUCAUUCCAUUCAACACAUUCCCAGACAGCCCAUAUUUGACAUGCCUAAGACACAUUCAAAUCAUUUCAAAAGAUUGUUCAAUGACCUCCUGUACUAUAGUUCAUCCCAUUCAACAGAUUGUUUAAUGUAAAUAAUCAUUUAUUAUCAUCUACACUUUGAAAUAUAUAUUUUGUAAGAUAAAUAAAAGUUUUUCUUUAAGAAUAUAUUUAUAAGCAAUGUCAUAUACAUAAUUCUUUGAAGUUUGAAACUUGAAAUUUUGUAUAUUUUUUCUUACUUAUUUAUCAUUAGUGUCCCAGUCUCAUGGAGUGAUGCAUUGCUUUUAUUUUUAUGUGACCGAUUCUGUACUGGUGCACAGGUGUCUAAAUGCUGGAUAGUAAGUUACCUAUUUCUCGAAGGAAAAGCUUUCACAAACUUGUUUGAACUCUUAAUGAAAGUGUUCAGCCUGGGUCUGAUGGAAUGAUCUGAUAAAUGUACAGUUUGAUGGAUUGUUUAUUUCUACAGAAUUUAAUGCACUUGUGGGUGGCAGAAGUGAGUGUAAGGUGACUUAUGGCCAUACAUUUUCUUGUAUUGCUGAUUGUGUAUGUAUCUAUCAGAUAAUGUAGCUUAGGUUUGAUAAUGGAAAUGAUGUUAAAUGGUAUUACUAAUAUUUGUGAACAGUUUUACAUGAUUGGGGAUAGAUUAUAAUUUUGUUAAGUUAAAAUUAAUACAAAUAAAUCCAGCAUAUUUUAAGAAUUUUAAUUAGAAAAAUUGUUUCUGCAUCAAGAAAUACUUCUGUCAGACAAGAAAUUGAGCCAGAAAUCUAAAAAUUAAGUAAAUAUAUUUUGACAUACAUUACCAUUGUGAUUUUCUUUUUAGUUUCAAUGUAACACUUUCUUAUUUACAAAUUGCUGACAUUUAGGUCUGUAGUUUUGAAAUCUCUAGGUGUAUAUGUCUCAUUUUGAAGGCUGACAGUAAAAGUUGGUACCCAUAAUUCAUUGGUACCCUAAGUUUGAUAUAUAUUACUAGGGUCUGGAGACAAGGUAAGGAAUCAACUUUCACUUUCCUAUGUUAUAUAAAAUCACUCUUUCAUUAUCAUGUGCUCAAUUUUUUAUUGUAUAUUUUCAUAUUGUGAAAAUUAUGAAUUUUGUGAAUAAUUGAUUUUUUUUUUACUACUGAAAUAAAUUUUGAACUAUUUCA
Molecule: messenger RNA, 6071 nt
Organism: Biomphalaria glabrata
Lineage: Eukaryota; Metazoa; Mollusca; Gastropoda; Planorbidae
Product: peptidyl-prolyl cis-trans isomerase G-like
Exons: 3
Coding region: 49-1851 (600 amino acids)
Cellular component (GO): membrane
Source: RefSeq, a predicted model, not a curated record